AAAACGCUGAAAACGUACGGAUAAACGUCAAAAUCAUCAAAAUAAAUGGCAGCCGUCUUGCAAUUUAUUCCUGUUUUCGAUAUAUUUUGUACAUUUUACUAAACAUAAACGUUUAUAAAUGAACGCGUGGUGAUACUGAUUAUCGAAGCACUGGUGUUUUUUCAUUUAACAGAAUAUACAAACGGCUAAGCCUGAACAAAAAACAGUCGAGUUUCAAGUGACAGUCGCUCCACACCACACGCACCAUGGAUCAGAUGGCGCUGAGUCCGGGUUUCUCGAUACCUAGUAUCGGGACCCCUUUACAUCAGCCGGAAGAGGAUCAACAGAUUUUACCACAUGCGUACCAGCAGCAACAGUCGAUGCCACAUAUGACCCCUAUGGGUAGUCUUAGUUCGUACGGAAUGCCUUCCAUCGGCAUGGGAACACCCGGAAAAAGUAUGCACACCUAUGCGCCGAGCUUCGCGGCUCCCCAGAGUAUGAUUCAACCACAGACACCGCAAAGUUUAAUGUCCCCGAUGGUGCCGAUGACGGAAGGCAAAGCAUCGGCAACGCCCAGCCAUCAGAACAGUGGAGGAAGCGUACGGGAUCCGGACAAUAUCGGCAGCGUAAAUAUUCACCAAACAAUGGGACCCGCAACGCCAAUGACACCGAUGACGCCGAGUGAACCGGCCAUUUUACCCCAGCUGCAGAACAUUGUGUCUACGGUUAAUCUCAGCUGCAGACUGGAUCUCAAGAAAAUUGCCUUACAUGCUCGUAAUGCGGAGUACAACCCGAAACGUUUCGCCGCGGUUAUUAUGCGAAUUCGGGAACCCAGAACCACGGCAUUGAUUUUUUCCUCCGGUAAGAUGGUGUGCACCGGGGCCAAGAGCGAAGAAGAUUCCCGUUUGGCUGCGCGAAAGUAUGCGCGUAUUAUCCAGAAGCUUGGUUUUACGGCAAAGUUUCUUGACUUCAAGGUACAAAAUAUGGUCGGCAGUUGCGACGUGCGGUUUCCGAUUCGUUUGGAAGGUUUAGUACUGACACAUGGCAAGUUUAGCUCCUACGAGCCGGAACUUUUUCCUGGACUGAUCUACCGUAUGGUGAAGCCGAGAAUCGUGUUGCUUAUAUUCGUCUCCGGUAAGGUUGUACUGACCGGAGCCAAAGUGCGGCAGGAGAUCUACGAUGCGUUCGACAAUAUUUAUCCUAUUUUGAAAAGUUUUAAGAAACAAUAGAUGAUCUUUUCGUCUUUCUUUACCCUUUUAACUGGCACUGAAUUCACCGGGUACUAUCGCUGAGAGGAUGAGUCAAUCAACAGGAGCAGAAACGUCUGCAUCCUAACCGUAAAAGUCACAUUUCAAGUUUAGCUUUCUGGUAAGUAAGGACUAACACAGCGUGAUAAGUUGUAUUUGUCCAAUGAUAAUUAAUAAAGGUCGACUAAUAACCAA
This is a messenger RNA of Wyeomyia smithii (pitcher-plant mosquito), 1421 nucleotides long. RefSeq names its product TATA-box-binding protein (gene Tbp). The record is from RefSeq and is a predicted model, not a curated record. Gene Ontology annotation, molecular function: RNA polymerase II general transcription initiation factor activity; DNA binding. Gene Ontology annotation, biological process: DNA-templated transcription initiation. NCBI's taxonomy places the organism in Eukaryota, Metazoa, Arthropoda, Insecta, Diptera, Culicidae. The coding region runs from base 246 to 1208 and encodes 320 amino acids. The transcript is spliced from 3 exons.